Messenger RNA from Corythoichthys intestinalis (scribbled pipefish), 5199 nucleotides. Its product is annotated as cytochrome c oxidase assembly protein COX16 homolog, mitochondrial. Gene Ontology annotation, biological process: mitochondrial respiratory chain complex IV assembly. Lineage: Eukaryota; Metazoa; Chordata; Actinopteri; Syngnathiformes; Syngnathidae. The transcript is spliced from 4 exons. Gene Ontology annotation, cellular component: mitochondrial inner membrane. The record is from RefSeq and is a predicted model, not a curated record. Bases 80 to 376 code for a protein of 98 amino acids.
AUUUUAGCUACAAGAUGCGCACUUGCUAUGUAACCUUUGGAUUUCAUAAACAUUGGCGUUUAACCACAAAAAGUAAAUUAUGUUUAACUUGAAAGCACUGCAGAAGAACAAGACUGUUAGAUAUGGGGUGCCAAUGCUUCUGCUGGUGGUUGGCGGUUCUUUUGGCCUGCGGGAGUUCGCGCAGAUUCGCUACGACGCCCAGAAGCUCAGGAGAAAACUGGAUCCCUCACUAGAGGCCAAAGUGAGGCCUGUCACUUUGGAGCAAGAGUAUGAGAAGAUGAUCAUCAAUGUGGACGAAUGGAAGAACGUCCGUGGCCCCCGGCCGUGGGAGGACUCUCGGCAGUACCAGGAGCAGAUGCGCCGCAAGGAAACGUGACCGCAGGGAGCCACGACACACACUGCUUUUAUGUAUGCACAGUGAGAUAUGAGUUGAACCUCAACCAAAAGUCCAAAGAAUAUGGAAUCAGAACUGUGUCAGAAAACUUUUGGCGUCAAAAUAAACCUCCUAAAUUGCAAACAGAAAAUAUGAUUUCGAAUGGAAGACAAGCAAACACAAGUCUAUGAAAUCUAAAACUAAACACUUGCAAUCUUUACAAUUCGCUUUUUCCUUCUAUAACUAUAAAUAAUAUGUUAAUGAAAGUAUACUUUCUGCACAUAGUGAUCCCUCGCUACUUCGCGCUUCAAACAUCAUGCCCUCAAUCCAUCGUGGAUUUUUUUCAAUAAAAAAACAAAACAAAACAGUAUUUUAUUUACAAAUGUUAAUAUCUAUGCAUGUACAGUAAUCCCUCACUACUUCGCGCUUCAAAAUUUGCGCCCUCAGUCCAUCGCAAAUUUUUUUCAGUUAAAAAAAAAUAUAUAUACCGUAAUUUCUGGACUAUUGGGCGCCUCACCCAGUGCAUUUUUAAAGGAAAAACCAUUUUGUACAUACAUAAGCCUCUCCUGGCUAUAAGCCGUGUGUGCCCACUUAGUAACAUGAGAUAUUGACAAAGAAAUACACACAGUUUUCAAAAUUUUAAUAACACACCUUAACUUUUCAUUCCAAUCAGCGCCAGCAAACACGGCAGUUAUAUAGCAGCGGCACAGAAGUUACAUAGCAUCAGCACGGCGGUACAGCACAAAUUGGGCUGGUUUUUAAAAACAUAAAAGUUUUUGUUAGCAAUCUUCAUCUUCCUCCUGUGCAUUCAAACCAUGGAAGUCUUCACCCGCAGUGUCAGAUAUGAAGACGCUCAGAUACACUUCGCCACGCACUUAACAAAUUACAUUUGCAGUGCUUAAAAACCAUUCAUAAAAAUAUACAUGAAAGCAUUUUUUUUUAAAUUAUACUUUGGGAUAAAAAGGGGAAAACAAGUCUUUUAUGUAACUCUUUCCAAUGCUGUUAAAUCUGAAUGAAUACAUUGAAGACACUUUUUUUAUUAAAUUCCAAAUAAGCUUGAUCCCCAUUAACCACGAAAAACGAGGGAUCACUGGAAAUGACUAUGUAUAUGAGUGUAUUGUAUUGCUGUGAUUUUUAAAAUCAAACCAUUUGUUCCUGUCAGUUCAGAUGUGUUUUUUUAUUAUUUGGAGCUUAAAUUCUGUCAGCUUCAUGUUUCUUUUGCUUGUGUAUUUUCAGGCGAUUAAGCAGAUCUUUUGUUUUUUUCCAUUAGGAUGGACAUCUAAGUCAUCAGACUGCUUCACAAUAAAGCUGCCACUGUUAUUUUAUAGCAUUUGUUGAGCAACCUGAAUUAAUUUCAAUAUAACUAGAUGCUCCGUAGUGACAACAUGCUUUCUGUUAGUGUGCUAAAUCCUCUAAAAUGUUUGAAACUAAUCAUGUCUUCAAAGAACCAAGUCAACAUAUCAAGAUCAGUGUUUAUUGUCUAAAAUGAAUUCAAUAUACAUUGACAUCAGCAUGUUCUUGCAGCAGUGCCUAACAUGUGCAAUAUUGUCAAGUCAGCCAGGAGAGACCCUUCUCCUUGGUUGGGACAAGAAUAAUAGACCCUGCGGCGAGUAGAUUUGCUUGCAAAUCCAUCACAAGUGUAAAAAGACUUGUAGCGGUAGUGCGGUUUCAGUCAAAAACCAAAUGGCAGAAAAAGUGACAUCCAGUGGUCAUAUUGAAUGUGGAUUCUUGUAAAACCACUUCAAAAAAUUUAAACCGAGUGUCUCCAAUUGGCCACAACUGUAACUGUAGCCUCACCAUGGCGACGACAUGCACAAUAAAAUGGGUCAUUCCGGAAUCGGAGGAUAUUUUACGACCUAUCCUUCAAAUUUUAAAUAAUCCAGAACCUACAGCAGUUUAUGAGUAAAUUUACUGGUCCUUAGACCAAAUCUAAAAGAUCAAAAACUAGUGUGCUAUGAAAGGCUGUAACAAGGAACAUGCAUGCCCUUUCCUGGCUAUCUUACAUUCGUGAAGUUGGCCCCCCAUCAGAUGCAAAUUUAUAAAAAAAAAAAAAAAAAAAAAUCAUGUCAAUCAUGUGUGCUAUGUUUGUGCUGUGAAAAGUUUUGUUUGUUCUGUCAUUUUUUAGAUAAUUACAAUUGUUUUAUAGGUCAAUCUGACGUCAUCCAGCCCCUCAUUUCGAUUAAAUGGCUAAAAAUAGUGACAAUCGUUAAUGCUGUAAAAGGUUUCGUUUGUGCUAUCGUUUUUGCGAUAUUAAUUUCGAGUGAUGACGUCUCACAGCCCCCAUUUCCUGCAAAAUGGACCCGAAGGGUUGAUCAUUUGUUUAUGCUUCGUUUGCGCUAGUUGUAGGGACACCCCUCUGUUAUUGAGAGUUGGUACACUCCGUCAGUUGCGACGGAGGGGCUGCGAUUGACGUCAUCACUCGAAAUUAUUAUCUCAAUAGCUAUAAAAUCACAGCAGCACAAAUGAAAAUUUUUACAGCACAAACGAAACAUGCGAUUGACACAAUUUUUAAUCAAAAAGGGGUUCUGGUUGAACUCUGACUGACCUAUAAAAGAAUUGUAAAUACACUACCGUUCAAAAGUUUGGGGUCUAAGUGACCCCAAACUUUUGAACCGUAGUGUAUCAUAUGGGAUUUUUCAUUAUGUACACUACGGUUGAAAAGUUUGGGGUCGAGAACGGUAGUGUAUCUCAAAAACGAUAGCAGCACAAAUGAAACUUUUUGCAGCACAAACAAUUCACAUCAUUGUUAUCUAAAUUUGUGUCUAAUGGGGGCCAACUUAAUGGAGGUGGCUAACUUAUAACCUAGAUGCAACAGUCCAUAUGUAAAAAAAAACCCCAAACAUAAAAAAAAAAAAAAAUUGGCUCUGAGGAUUGAUGUGUAUGAAUCCCAAGGAUCCCGUAUUCCAUUGUGAUUUGUCCAUGAAUAAUGGAGGAAUAGUUAAAAAUAAUGAAAGUGUACACACCCCCAACUACAACAUGAGCUGUGACAGUGUCUACUACUAAACCCUGUAACCUGCAACCCUGUUACUGUGAUAUGCUGAAUGGAAAUAUCAAAUAAAUCAUAAUAAAAAUGUAACCACUCAUUUGUAAGAUGAGCUAAUCAGGACUGAUAGUUUUAUUGAUGAAUGUGUACAGCGGUAUGAAAAAGUAUCUGAACCUUACAUAAAAUCACCAUCAAAUGUGAGCCGAUCUUUGUCAAAAUCACACAGAUGUAAAAACUGUCUGCUUUAACUAAAACCACCCGAACAUCUAUAUGUUUUCAUAUUUUAAUGAGGAUAGCAUGCAAACAAUGACAGAAAAGGGAAAAAUAAGUGAACCCUCUGCCUAAGGAGACUUACCCAUUUUUACCCAAAAAUUUAAGUCAAUGUGUGCCCUAUCACUGAUGAGUGGUUUAAAGCUGCCCUUCCCAUUAUGAAACACACACCUGGUAAGAAUUUUCUUGAUGAGGAGCAUUGUCUGAUGUGCAUCAUGGCUCGCUCAAAAGAGCUGUCUGAAGACCUGCGAUCAAGGAUAAUUGAUUUGUAUAAAGCUGGGAAAGGAUGAAAAACCAUCUCUAAAAGUCUGGAUGUUCAUCAAUCGACAGAGAAGUUGUCUCCAAAUUGACAAGAGUUUGGCACUGUUGCUUCCCUGCCAAGAAGUGACCGUCCACCAAAGAUGAUGCCAAGAGUUCAACGCAGAAUACUCAGAGAGGUAAAAAAAGAACCCUAAAGUAUCUGUUAAAUACUUACAGAAAUCACUGGCACAGUCAAAUCUCUCUGUGCACACAUCAACUAUAUGUAAAACUCUGGCCAAGAAUGGUGUUCAUGGGAGGGAAACAUUUUUGCUAGUUUAAUGUUCGCAAAAAGGCACUUUGACACCCCACAGAAGUUUUGGCAAAAUAUUUUGUGGACUGAUAAAAACCAAAGUUGAAUUGUUUUGAAGUAACACACAACGUCAUGUGUGGAGGAAAAAUGGAACAGCUCACCAACAUCAACACCUCAUCUCCACCGUGAAGCAUGGUGGAGUGAACAUCAUGAUUUAGGGCUGUUUUGCUACCUCAGGGCCUGGACAACUGGCAAUAAUUAAUGAAAGAAUGAAUUCAAAAGUUUAUCUGCCUCAGAACCUGGACAACCUGCAAUAAUUAAUGGAGGAAUGAAUUCAAAAGUUUGUCACAAAUGCUUUGCAGGAAGACAUGAGGCCGUCUAAACGCUAGGCGAAGAAGAGGAUGGAUGCUCCAACAAGACAAUGAUCCAAAACACAGAAGUAAAUCAACUUCACAAUGGUUUCAGAAGAACAAAAUACACAUUGACAGACAUGUUACAGACUUGAACCCCUUUGAGAUGCGGUGGCAUGAACUAAGGACAACGAUUCAUGCCAGACAUCCUAGGAAUCUGACUGAACUACAGCAGUUUUGUAGAUAGGAGUGGGCCAAGAUUAGUCCUGAUCGAUGUGCCAGACUGAUCUGCUGCGACACUAAGGGGCAGUUUACAUGGCGACUCUGCGACACAAAGACGCAAUAACUGAGUUGCGGACUCGCCUCGCGUGCAUAUGGUGUCGGCGAAGACGAAAGGCGAAGACGCAAAAUUCUGAAUCCUGCCUCGAAAGUGGAAGAAUUCGAUUGCGGGGGAAUGAGGGGGGCUUGCUUCGCAUGCAUAUCAAAGGCUACUGCCGCGUCGGACCCGCGACGAUAACGUCAGCACUCGUACACGUCACAUUGGGCGUGUGCAGCGGUGCUAUUUAACAAUAAAAACUACAAAUGGCGGAACGCCGGCUUUAAUUUACUGUUUUAAUAAUAUUUUUACAUUUAAAUAUGUUUAAAGUUUCCAUAUUUUUGCCUUUUGGAGCAA